AUGGAUAUUUCCAAGGAAAAUGUCGAGAACAUCGAGGAUGUAACGCCGGACCAGAAAGAUGAGUUACCAACGAAAAAUAUGGGAACCGUCAUGCGGUCUCGCGAAGACGACCUUGGUAUUUGGCAGUGUGUGUUGCGAUUCAAGACUGUGUCGUUGAUUGCCAUGACUGCCGCAUUCAGUGCAUCUCUUGACGGCUAUCAGAUCAACUUGAAUGGCGGUAUCGUCUCCAACAAAGGAUUCAUCCGACAAAUGGCAUCUCCGGGAACGUCCAUCAUCGCUGGCAAAUACAUUUCUGCGUGGGGAGGAAUUCAAUCAGCUGGUCAAACAGUUGGCCAAAUUCUCCUCCAAUAUGCCACCGAGAGAUUCGGUCGCAAAGUCGCGUUCUAUAUCAUCUGGGUCGACCUCGUGAUUAGCGUCUUUAUUGAGUCCUUUGCAACAAGAUGGGAUCACUGGCUUGCAGCAAAGCUCUUUUCUGGCAUGGGUGUUGGAAUGCUCCAGUCUACCUUGCCGCUGUACUUGUCUGAGAUCGCACCGACCCAACUGCGGGGUUUCUACAUCAACGCAUACAGUUUCUGGUUUGUCGUGGGCCAAAUCUUUGCCUCGGUUGCUCUGAAGGAGCUUAGUGCCCAUGAUCCUUAUGACUUCCGAGUUCCUAUCUAUACUCAGUGGGCUAUGAUCGGCGUUAUUGCGAUCAUCUUCAUCCUUAUGCCCGAAUCGCCCUGGUGGCUCGUGAGCAAAGGCAAGAUUGAUCAAGCGGCCAAAGUCUUGAACAGGUGCAAUGGCAAGGUAGAUGGAUACAGUGUUGAUGGGCAGAUUGAAAUCAUGACCGCUACAGUCACAGAAGAGCGAAUUCUUGCAGAGCGCAACUCGGAGGAGGGAAUGUGGGCUGUCUUCCAAGGCCGCAACCGUAUUCGGUUCGUCAUUGCAGCUUGGCCAAAGAUCGCUCAGCAGUUUGUUGGCUUGUCGGUGUUCAACACCUACGCUACCUAUUUCUUCCAAUAUGCUGGCAGCAAGGAUCCAUUCAUGGUCACUGUCAUCCUGUCCUGUGUUCAGCUUCUGUCUAUGAUCAUGACCGCUGUGACUACCGACAAGCUUGGACGUCGUCCCUUGACCAUCUAUCCAUAUGCGGUUACAACGGUGUCAGUUCUAUGUCUUGGAAUCAUUGGAUGCUUUGAUUAUACCAAACCGUCGACAAGCUCCCUGCUAAUUUUCUUCGCUUGCUUGGCUACUCUCUCAACAACGGGUGCAUCGGCUAUCGGAUAUGCCUACGCCGCUGAAGUACCGCAACAGCGCCUGCGUGCUAAAACAGCCGGACUGGCUCUGGCAUCUUCGAAUGCCGUCGCCAUCAUGUUCAGCUUCUGCACGCCGUUGAUGAUCAACAAUGCUCCUGUGUCUAGCUGGGGUGUGAAGACCGGGUUUUUCUUUGCUGGCAUGGGUACAAUUGCUGUGAUUGUCGCUUGGUUCAUUCUUCCCGAGGUGACGCGUCGCACACCUGCUGAGAUUGAUGAGAUGUUUGAGAAGAAGAUCAACCUUCGCAAGUUCAAGGGAUAUCUCACUGAGGUGGAGAUGCGCUCGAAUGAACAGCGCCAGGAGCAUGAGAUGGUUGUCACUGCUUGA
Penicillium antarcticum is the source of this 1617-nucleotide messenger RNA. RefSeq lists its product as uncharacterized. Gene Ontology annotation, molecular function: carbohydrate:proton symporter activity. NCBI's taxonomy places the organism in Eukaryota, Fungi, Ascomycota, Eurotiomycetes, Eurotiales, Aspergillaceae. The transcript has 10 exons. The record is from RefSeq and is a predicted model, not a curated record. Gene Ontology annotation, cellular component: membrane. The coding region runs from base 1 to 1617 and encodes 538 amino acids. Gene Ontology annotation, biological process: carbohydrate transport; transmembrane transport.